Messenger RNA from Solanum pennellii, 3362 nucleotides. Its product is annotated as putative late blight resistance protein homolog R1B-16. Gene Ontology annotation, biological process: defense response to other organism. The transcript has 2 exons. Gene Ontology annotation, molecular function: ADP binding. Bases 563 to 3274 code for a protein of 903 amino acids. The record is from RefSeq and is a predicted model, not a curated record. NCBI's taxonomy places the organism in Eukaryota, Viridiplantae, Streptophyta, Magnoliopsida, Solanales, Solanaceae.
AUUUUGCGUCCGAAUAGAAAUGAAAAAGAUUAGUGAGUAAAUUAUUGAGAACUGCACGAAACUUUAGCAAAUACUCUAAGUCCGUGACAAGGACAUGAUCAUAAAUGGGUUGGCAACAAUGUUGAAGAAAUUUACUUUAAAGUCAUGACUUUAGUUUUUACUAAAAGACAAAGUUGAAAGAAAAUCUUGUUUUUUUUUUCUCUUAUUCUCUGCUUCAUUUACUCACACUUGAGAAAAGGGUAAGAUCUUUCUAUUGUUCUAGCACUUGUGAUUCAUUUGAUUCCUAAUAUUGAUAUAUGUUGUCAAAGAUUGAUUCUUUUUUAUCUACUUAUUGUUCUUGCACUUAGUACUAAUUUGAUGUAUGUAUUUGUAUAUGUUACCUGUACAUAGUGAAAGAAGACAAAAUUCCCUUAUUUAAUGUUCCCUAAAACCAUAUUUGAAGAGUUGGGCGGAGUCAGGAUUUGAAUCUUAUGGGUUCAGUUUAAGACGAAUUCAAGAUUCGGAUCAAAGUUACUGAGUUGGGUCAAACCUUAACCUAUAUUGUAGUUCUGCCCCUAGUUGAAUGGCCUUAGCUGCUGUGACUGUCUGUUUAGAGACCCUUGAUCAGAUAUUUAGUCCAAACCCUUAUCUGAAUGAUCUUGAUAAAGAUGAAAAUUGUAAGUUUCUUUCAGAAAAACUUAGUGUUUUCCAGAGAUUUCUUGUGGAUUCUAGUAAUAAGUGCAAUGAUGUUGAAAUGGUGGAAGAUUUGGAGAGACGGAUUCGAGAUGUGUCGUAUAGAGCACAAGAUUAUGUUGAGGAAAUGGUUUUCUUUAGCUGGAAAAGUUUGGACCUAGUAGAGUGUUAUGAUAGGGUGUAUAGCACCAAGGAGUGUUUGUCCCAAAUCGUUGAUGAAAUCGAAUUGAUUGAAUUGGAAGUGAUGAAGAUGUAUGAGCAAAUGUCUUGUUACAAAAAACCUAAUGAAUCUGAGUGCUAUUUGCUUGAUAGUUCAGCAGAAAAAAGUCCAGUAGUACAAGACAUUGUGGUUGGCCUAGACGACGAUGUGUUGGAAAUAAAAACCCGGCUUUGCUCUUUCUCGUCUAAGUUGGAGGUUGUCACUCUUGUUGGUAUGGGUGGUAUAGGCAAAAGCACCCUUGCUAGAAUGGUUUACGAUGAUCCCCUCAUCAAAUAUCACUUUAGUAUUUGUGCUUGGGUCACGGUGAAAGAUCGUCAAAUGAAAGGAUUGUUGAUUGGUCUACUUGAUGAUAUUGUUGAGUUUACUGAUGAGAUUCAUGAGAAACAUAGUGAGCAAUUGGAAGAAAUGUUGUAUAGAAGGUUAAGGUUUAAUCGGUAUCUCAUCGUCUUGGAUGAUGUGUGGACUACAGAGAAUUGGGAUCGUAUAAAAAGGUGUUUCUCAGAUGACAAGAAUGGAAGCCGAAUAUUACUAACCACCCGACUUAUGAAUGUAGCAUUACAUGCUAAAUCCAAUAUCCCUCCAUACUGCUUAAAAUUCUUGGAUUCGGAGGAAAGCUGGGAACUUCUACGUCAUAAGGUGUUUGGAAGUAAACAUGACCAUCUGGAAUUAGAGGAUAUUGGGAAAAAGAUUGCAGAACAAUGCCAAGGACUACCUCUAACGAUUCUCGUUAUUGCUGGCCAGCUAUCUAAGAUAGAAAGGACUAGGAUAUGUUGGAAGACUUUUGCAAAAACUGUUGGUUCAAUUGUUACCGAUGAGCACGAGAAAUGCUUAGAUAUACUUGCUUUGAGUUACAGAAACUUGCCACAUCACUUGAAAGCUUGCUUCAUUUAUAUGUGUGGAUUUGUAACACAGACCGAGAUUCGCGUCCAGUUAUUGGUAAGGUUAUGGAUUGCUGAGGGUUUUUUGACUAACAGAAAGUUAAAGAACUUGGAAAAGUAUGCAGAAGAAUGUUUGGAAGAUCUUGUGAACCGUAGUCUCGUCAUUGUAAAAGAGAGGAAAUCCAAUGGUCGAAUCAAAAGUUGUGCUAUCCAUGAUCUUCUGCAAGACUUAGGCUUGAGAGAGGCUCAAAAGGAGAAUUUCUGUUGUUUCCCUGAACUCUUUGCCUCAGAUGAUACUUUACAUUGUGGUCGUCGUCUCAAUUACCUUGAUGCUGCCUCUAUUGAAGUUCCGUGGAAGCCAUUGCUUCCCCUCUCCCGAACUCUGAUCCUUUCCUAUCACUCGAGAACUCUGAAGGGUUUUAGUCCACAGAUGUAUGGUCCUUUACUAUAUAAACUGUUGAGAGUAUUGCAGAUACUACAUAUUACCUUUGAUUGUUUUCCGCCUCAAGUUUUGCAGCUUGUUCAUUUAAGGUAUCUUGCGCUAGCAGUUUAUGAACCCGAUUGCCCUGAAUUGAUUUCAAGGCUGUGGAACUUACAGACCUUCAUUUUGAAUACAAGUCAUACCGUGAAUCUGCCUGAAACUGUAUGGGAAAUGGAAAACUUAAGGCAUGUCUGUUUGGGUAAAGGAUGUUUUUUACCUAAUCCCGCGUCUGGCUUCAAUGGGAUUUCUAAGGUUUUAACGAAUCUACAAACAAUAACCUAUAUGGAUAUUGCUAGUUGUACAAGAGAAGUGGUCGUUAAUGUUCCAAAUCUCAAGAAAUUGUCAAUACAUGGACGCGGAGAAUGUAGUAGCAGUGAGCCAUCAUCAUCCUAUUACCUCAGUAAUCUUCGCUACUUGAAGCAGCUUUGCUACCACAAGUUGUCAAGCAUGGAUUUUUUCCCGUCAAGUCUGAAGAAGUUGGUUCUGCAGAGGUGUUCUUCUCUCCCACGUGGAUUUACGAACACUCUUUCUAGCUUACCCAAUCUUGAGAUUCUUAAACUGAUGUGUGUAAAAUUCGAGCAACAGACUUGGAAUCUGACUGAAGAAGUGUUCAGUAACUUGAAGUACCUAAAACUGGAUUCUCCCAAGCUUGUUGUAUGGGAUGCUAGCUCGGUAAACUUUCCAAACCUGGAACAUCUAGUGCUAGAACAUUGUUACUCUAUCGAGAAUAUGCCUCAUGAAAUAGAGAACAUUUGUACGUUACAAUGCAUUGAGGUACGUUCGUGUUGUGUGAUUGUGGAAAUGUUUGUUCAAAGAGUACAAGAGGAAGUGAAGAAUAUGGGGAAUGACAGCCUCAAUGUAUCUAUCCAGGAUAUGGCAACAUCAUUCUUUCUGUUGAGCAAUGAGUUAUGGAGUGGAAUAGAGUUCAACGAACUAAAAAACGCGCAAGAAGAAAGAGGUAUUUCGUUAGCCAAAAUGCAAAAAUUCUCAAAAAAAUUCUCACAUUUUGGCAGCUGGAUAUGAUUUUUGAGUUACUAUGUUCAAUUUAAGACUUGAAUACAAGAUUUGGAUCAAAGUUAUUGAGUUGGGCCGAACUGUGCUCUCUUUCGUA